Molecule: messenger RNA, 1264 nt
Organism: Aedes aegypti (yellow fever mosquito)
Lineage: Eukaryota; Metazoa; Arthropoda; Insecta; Diptera; Culicidae
Product: SUMO-conjugating enzyme UBC9-B
Exons: 5
Coding region: 291-770 (159 amino acids)
Biological process (GO): protein sumoylation
Cellular component (GO): nucleus
Molecular function (GO): SUMO conjugating enzyme activity
Source: RefSeq, a predicted model, not a curated record
AAGACCUCUUGCGGGGUUUGCCGUUUCACCGCGCUGCUGACUGCUGUUGAGGAAGAAGAGAUCCUGAGUGUGUUUUUUGGCGUUCGUUAGCCCCACGAAAAAAACGCGAUUUUGGCCAACCAAAGUUCCCCGGGCCGUGAUAAUUUUAUACUAACCGAAAGCCCGAAGGUCCCGUGUUCCGGAAAGUGUACGAAUCUUGCCAGGAAGACUGUUUCAGAGCCACAAAGGAGGUUAUCGGCGCAUUUGUUUGGAACCGAUAGAAACCAGUAACAGCCCCACAGGAAGUCACAAUGUCCGGAAUUGCGAUCGCGCGUCUCGGCGAGGAGCGAAAAGCAUGGCGUAAAGAUCAUCCCUUUGGAUUCGUCGCUCGUCCUGUCAAAAACGCCGAUGGCACACUCAAUCUCAUGACGUGGGAAUGCGCUAUUCCAGGAAAGAAGGGAACCCCCUGGGAGGGUGGCCUCUACAAGCUGCGAAUGAUCUUCAAGGACGACUACCCAACCAGUCCGCCAAAGUGCAAGUUCGAACCGCCACUGUUCCACCCGAAUGUGUACCCAUCGGGAACCGUUUGUCUGUCGCUGCUGGAUGAGGAGAAGGACUGGCGUCCGGCGAUCACGAUCAAACAGAUUCUGCUCGGCAUUCAGGAUCUGCUGAACGAACCGAACAUCAAGGAUCCCGCCCAAGCGGAAGCAUACACUAUCUACUGUCAAAACCGCCUGGAGUACGAGAAACGUGUCCGGGCACAGGCCAGGGCCAUGGCUGCCACGGAGUAAGGUGUGUACCGUUUUACCGUUUAAGCUAGUGUGUGACGAACUGAGACAGUAAGAAAAUCAACUAAAAUUAAACUUGAACCGUGCGUGCUGAUCGGGGUAGUUCUGUUCUGCGGAAAAAUUGCUGGUCACCGGAAAAGUGACCGCUGGCCGGGGGGAAAGAGAACAUACAAGUACACAGUCGGGGAGUCCUUUUAAAUUAAGCAAACUGCAGCAAACAACAAACAAGAGGAUAACAAAAGAAGAUCAACCAUACUAAUUACUUUAAACAUACAUAUUAUAUGAUAAUCUUUCCACUUUUCGCAAAAAAAAACGCAACGCAAAGGAAAAGAAAACCUGCAGAUAAAUUUAUUCAAACUAUAGAUCUAAGCCACUUUUUUAAUUAUUUAGAUUUGAAAAGAAACAAAAUGGAAAAUACAGAUCACGAAGGGUCAAUAAAAAUGCAAGCCGAAAGAUGGAAUCCAUUCUCACAACCAACUCGCCUAGAGUAGAACAAA